Molecule: messenger RNA, 991 nt
Organism: Tarenaya hassleriana
Lineage: Eukaryota; Viridiplantae; Streptophyta; Magnoliopsida; Brassicales; Cleomaceae
Product: transcription factor bHLH125
Exons: 3
Coding region: 28-834 (268 amino acids)
Biological process (GO): regulation of transcription by RNA polymerase II
Cellular component (GO): RNA polymerase II transcription regulator complex
Molecular function (GO): RNA polymerase II transcription regulatory region sequence-specific DNA binding; protein dimerization activity; DNA-binding transcription factor activity, RNA polymerase II-specific
Source: RefSeq, a predicted model, not a curated record
ACUCACAGAAAGAACCCCAUAAUCCCAAUGGAUUACGUUCCUUCCCUGGAUCUCAUUUCCUCCUUUUUCACGCCGGAUUUGAUCGAGCAAGAUGGAUUCGGGUUCGAGUUUCCCGAUCCGACGUCGGUUCCUUCCAAGCUCAUAUCGUUUCGGAAUUCCGACAUUAGUGAUCGGAAUACGGAUUCGAAAGACGACAGGAAAAGAAAAGGUGACGAGAUCAGUGGCCGAGAAGUGGAAGGAAGUGACGAGAGGUUGAAGAAGAGAAUGAGACAUAGAGAUGUCGAGAGGCAGAGAAGACAAGAAGUCUCGUCCCUUUUCAAGAACUUGAGAUCUCUCUUGCCGCUUCAAUAUGUUAAGGGAAAGCGUUCAUCGUCGGAUCUCGUCUCAGAAGCCGUGGAUUACAUCAAAGACUUACAGAAAAGGAUCAAAGAAUUCGACGAGAAGAAGGAUCAGAUCAAGAAGAUAUCGGAUGGCGAAAACAGAGCAUCUGGGUCUGCAGCACCAUCUUCAACAGAGGCGUGCAGCUCAUCACCAUCAUCAUCAUCAUCAAGCUGUUCUUGCGGUGGUGAAGGCAAAGACAUUGAAGUGGUGAUAAUGCCAUGCCUGGGAGGAGGAGUUGAGAUCGUGAUAAGCUGCUGUUUCAGACACGAGUUCUGUCUCUCGAGUGUUCUUCAAGUUCUUGUCGAGGAAGAAGGGUUUAAUGUCUUUAGAUGCACCUCCGCCACCCUCCAAUCAUCAAGAAGACUCUUGCACAAUAUUUUUGCUCAGGUCGACGGGGGGAGAAACAUCAAUUUCGCAGAGCUUCAAGACAAAAUAAUGAGAACGAGAAGAUAGUUUUGAAUCUAUUUUGAAUGCAUAUAUAUGUAUGUGUGCGUAUAUACAUACACAAAUAUAUAGAGUUUUUUGGACAUUUCGGUUCGGGAAUUUAGUACCGACCCGAUCCUCCCGAAACCGAACCGGACCGAACCGAACCGAAAAACGUUUGGUUCUA